AUGACUAAAGAAAUGGUGAAGAAAGCGAUAAGCACUGCUUGGACGUUGCGCAGUGCUUGCCCUUUGAACACAUGUCGCUCCUUGCGCGAGGCGGGCAACGGACCGUUGCGGCGGAGGAGACAAGGAAUAGCAACGGAGUCCGUGAUCAAGAACUCCUUUCUAACCAAGGAGUACUAUGAAAAAACGAAAAAAAAAAAAAUCGACCUCUUCGACUUUGUGCCCCCUGAAAAUUUCGUGUCCUCGUAUUUUGAAAAGCUAGAUAAGUGUUACUCGAACCCACGGUCGAUACUGCGGCUGUACAAGGACUACAUCGAGAAGGAGGAUUAUCCAAAUUACAAUUGGCUAGUGAGAUGUUUCUGCCAGCUAGCCAACGUGUUUGGGUUUAACUCUUUUUGGAGUGUAAAGGAUAAGGAAGCCAUUCACGAGCUGAAGUUAUUUAAAUUUUUAGUGUAUGACUUGAUUGAAAGGAAGGAAAGAAUUAAAGCGAGACACUGCCCCAGGUUAUUAUACGCAAUGUCCUGCUUAGAUUAUAGGUGCUAUUAUCUCCUACCAACAAUAUUAGAAAUGAUAGAAAGUCAUAUGGAAAAAUUCCGAGUGCCAACUCUUUGCAUGAUGAGCUUCUGUUUGUCUUACCUAGGGUUAACAAACCAGGAAGUUCAAUUUGGAUCCCACAAUAGUCUCUCUCGAAGUUAUAACCUAAUAGAAAAAAUACUCAACAAUAUAUAUGACAGGAGGGAUGAAGGGAAAGGGGACAUGACUAAUUUCUGUUGGUCAUUAUUAGCUUACGUUCUUGUCCUAAACAACAUGUAUGAAUUUCCUCUUAAGGAUCACAAUAGGGGAAAAAUGUCUAACACUUUUUUACCAGAAAUUUUAAAGAAUGCAUGUGAAGGAUUAACUAAGGAAAAUGUAGCAGAGAGUGGGUGGAUCCAAUAUUACCUCUAUAUGACCCUCUACUGCUGUGAUGUUGAAAAGCCAAGCAACGAAGGCAUGAUAAAGGAGAGUGUUCCAUAUUUCAUUCAAGAGUAUUUGCAUCUAAAAUGGCUAGAUAAUAUAUUAAUAACUGCCCAGAAUCAAGGGUCAGAAAAAAUGCAACUCGAAAUGGAAAACAUUAUACAAAAAUUACAAUUAAAAAAUUUCUUCAUUAAUUUAUCUGUUGGCAGGAAAAUAGAUGAGCAGCAUUGCUUUUUCACUUCCCAUUUUUAUAAGCCUUUAAAUUUAUGCCUCGAGUAUGACUAUUUCCACCCCAUUGGAUUUAACAGACCACUGGUUAGUGGAACCAUAUCAUUAAAAAAUCGAAUUUUUAAAAAGCUAAAUUUUAACGUUGUUAAUAUUCACAAGUGCUUUUGGGAUACACUUACAGAGGAACAGAAGGAAUCGCAACUCGUUCGUGUUUUGGAAGUGUUUCAAACUGAGCAUGGUGGGGAGAAGCAACAACAGCAGCAGGGGGAGCUUUACAAAGAGAAGUACUUCGAAUCGGAUUUGCUGCACUUGAAGCAUAAGCGGGUUAAAUUUCGUAGUUGGCCGCCUGAGUACAUAACGGUGUAG
This is a messenger RNA of Plasmodium fragile, 1545 nucleotides long. RefSeq lists its product as uncharacterized. The record is from RefSeq and is a predicted model, not a curated record. The coding region runs from base 1 to 1545 and encodes 514 amino acids. Lineage: Eukaryota; Apicomplexa; Aconoidasida; Haemosporida; Plasmodiidae. The transcript has 2 exons.